CGUCCGAGCUCUGUCAUGGCGGCAUCCAGUUUUCAGGCCGGUGUAAAGGAACGGGAUGUUAGGGUUUUUAUUAGCGAGACAAGCGGGUUUGGACGACCCUCUUCGCCUCCGGAGAGCGGAGUCCACACGGAGGGUUUUGGGACUGGAGUUAAACAAAGACAGAGAUGUUGAAAGGAUCCAUGGCAGUGGAAUUAACACCCUUGACAUUGAACCUAUUGAAGCAAGAUACAUGUUAUCAGGUGGUUCAGAUGGUGUGAUUGUACUUUAUGAUCUUGAGAACUCCAGCAGACAACCUUAUUACACAUGUAAAGCAGUGUGUUCCGUUGGCAGAAACCAUCCUGAUGUUCACAAAUAUAGUGUGGAGACUGUACAGUGGUAUCCUCAUGACACUGGCAUGUUCACAUCAAGUUCAUUUGAUAAAACUCUGAAAGUGUGGGAUACAAAUACAUUACAAACUGCAGAUGUAUUUAGUUUUGAAGAAACCGUUUAUAGUCAUCAUAUGUCUCCAGUCGCCACCAAGCACUGUUUGGUAGCAGUUGGUACUAGAGGGCCCAAAGUACAACUUUGUGACUUAAAGUCUGGAUCCUGUUCCCACAUUUUACAGGUUAUGUUUGCAGGUCACAGACAAGAAAUACUGGCAGUUUCCUGGUCACCACGUUGUGAAUAUGUCUUGGCAACUGCAAGUGCUGACAGUAGAGUAAAAUUAUGGGAUGUGAGAAGAGCAUCAGGCUGCUUAAUUACUGUUGAUCAGCAUAAUGGAAAAAAGUCACAAGCUGUUGAAUCAGCAAACACUGCUCAUAAUGGGAAAGUUAAUGGCUUAUGUUUUACAAGUGAUGGGCUUCAUCUCCUUACUGUUGGUACGGAUAAUCGAAUGAGGCUCUGGAAUAGUUCCAAUGGAGAAAACACACUAGUCAACUAUGGAAAAGUUUGUAAUGACAGCAGAAAAGGAUUGAAAUUCACAGUCUCCUAUGGCUGCAGUGCAGAGUUUGUUUUUGUACCAUAUGGUAGCACCAUUGCUGUUUAUACAAUUUACUCAGGAGAACAGAUAACUAUGCUUAAGGGACAUUAUAAAAGUGUUGACUGCUGUGUAUUCCGGUCUAAUUUCCAGGAACUUUAUAGUGGUAGCAGAGACUGCAAUAUACUUGCUUGGGUACCAUCUUUAUCUGAACCAGUUCCUGAUGAUGAUGAGACUACAACCAAGUCACAGUUAAAUCCAGCAUUUGAAGACGCAUGGAGCAGCAGUGAUGAGGAAGGAUGAUUCUCAAUCCUGAGUACCUUUGUGUCUCUACUGAUGAAACUUUUAAAAUGGGACUGUUUUUUGUUGUUACUGUUUUCUUCCUAACUAUGUGAUGACAGCUAAAUUAACCCUGAAUUUGGGUGAUUUUUUUCACCCAUGUUUAAAAUGAGGGUAGUAUUUGCAUGAAAUCCUGAAGCACACUUUUUUUUUUUAAAGAUUUUAUUUAUUUAUUUGACAGAGAGACACAGCGAGAGAGGGAACACAAGCAGGGGGAGUGGGAGAGGGAGAAGCAGGCUUCCUGCAGAGCAGGGACCCCGAUGCGGGGCUCGAUCCCAGGACCCUGGGAUCAUGACCUGAGCUGAAAGCAGACCCCUAACGACUGAGCCACCCAGGUGCCCCCUGAAGCAGACUUUUAUAUAGUUUAUUUAACCAAAAAUAUCUCUUGAUCCCAGUUACUGUAGCCUGGGGCAUCCCCUAUUGUUAUAGUACUCUCUCUUUUGAGACAGAUCCUGGCAACCCCUGGCCCCCGUGUGAGACCUUGAGCACAUUGUGUGAACUGUAAGAUGCAAUCUCAGAGGAUGAGCAAGUAAAGGUUAUCAGCACUGAUUUUCUCCUACUGGCUGUACCAUCACCUUGUUCAUUUUCACUUUUAUGCUGCUUUUACUGAGGACAAUCAUAUAAAAAAUGAUAGUUGAAAAGUUAGCAUCCAAUUUUUAAAUACUUUUUUAUUCACGCAUUCAGUUUUUGCAAUGAUUUCCUUAGCCAACCAUUGUCUAGCUUUAAUUAAAUAUUUUUGGACUCAGUCCAAAAAUUGUGUAUCACAGAAGGUUUUAAUUUGGGGGAAAUCCCAUGUUUUCUUUAUUUUUAUGUGUCAGAUGGUAGCUUGUACUCAUGCUUGAACCUCCCUUCUGUGAAUCUUGUUAAGAUGUGACCAAGUCCUGUUUCAGUCAUUAAAGCAGAAAAUGCCCUGGCAGGAAAUCUGGCUCAACAUGAAAUGUUGUCACAAAAUUUCUAUUUUAUUGUCUACUUUCCUUGUAUAAUAACCCACAAGUGAUUAUCAUGAAGCUAAUCUUACUCCCUUUCUUUCUGAUUCUUCUCAGCAGGAGACUAGGAAAAGAGGUUUUUGUAGCUUGAAUAACAAGUGUAUAGUUGUUGAGUUUUUAAGUGUGUGGUAGGCCUCAUAUCAGACCUUUCUGGGCAAAUGUUUAACAUAUGUUUACUAUACUUGAUUUUCUUAAGCUCUGACCAUUAUACUGUCACUUCCCCCCAACUCCUUAGUGAGGAUGCUUAUGAUCUUUGAGAAUGCUACUGAAAUUGGAAUUUUUUUUUUAUUUAAAAAGAAGUCCUCCUUUAAGCUGCAAAUAACUAUAUUGCUUCUUUCUAGUUAUAUAAAUAUACAUGCUGAUUGUAAAUCAUUCAGACAACAUUAAAACUUACAAAAGAAUAUAAUGGUCACCUGGAAUCAUAUCACCCUAAGGUAACUACUGUUAUCAUUUUGGUGGCCAUUCUUCCAUGCAUCUUUUUUUGACAUAAUUUUACAUAAUGGGAUGUUUGGCUUGCUGUUAUUAUCAUGGAAAUUCCUCUCCUCCCACCUCAGCACUUCCCUCCCCAUCCAGUAAUCCACAGUAUUAACCAUGUAUGCAACAAUCCACAUUAUUAACCAAGUAUGUGUUGUGGACUUGCGAACCAAGAGCAUCUGUUUUUCAAGCUCUGGAUCUGUGUGCCUGCGCUGCUGUAGCUUCCAUGUGACAAGUCUCAGGAUUGGUGAUCUUUUUAGCCCUGCUUUAGGCAGAGAGGAAGCCGAUUUUACCUCCAAAGGGGGAAGGGGAGGGAAAAGGGGGGCAGCUCAGGUAGUGAAUCACAGCCCCACUUUGGGUCUGUCUGCCUGCAUCUGGAGGCUUUAAUCCUACUCUUCAGGUUAUGCUUGGGGGUGACUUAAACUGUUGAAAGUAAAGACCAGCUCUCAGAAAGCCUUAAAGAUUUCCAACUCUCUGGAAAAUAGAGGCUCUCACAGACCCUGAGCCUGUGACCUUUCAUACCCAGCAGCGUAUUAAGCUUUAAGUCAUGAAAAUAGCCCACCAGAAACUCAGUAUAACUACCAAGGCCUCCUUAAGGUAGGAUAGAGCCAAAUCUGGGCUCUCUGAUAUAUUCCACCUGUAGGAGGAGGUGGCUGUCUCUAUCCUCGGUCCUUUGCCAGAUGGCAUGGUUCUGGAGGAUGUCACCACUCCCCUAGGUCACUGGGAAGACACUUGGGAUUAACUGAAUGAACAGCAAGGGAGUACCUAGACUAUGCAAAUGACACUACGAGCCACCAAACAUGAUGGAACUCAGUGGAAUGUUGCUGCUUUCCAUCUCUUAGCCAAGAUGUCCCUAAUAAAGGACGGGACCCAAGAAACAACACACUUGGCCUUCAUGUAGUCAUCUUAGUACUCGAUGCCCUGGCCAAUAAGUAGCUCCAUCUUUACAUUAAUUAUAACUUAUGUUAUAAUUGUUGGGCCAUUGCCUAAAAAUUGUCCCUUUCAGGGAGAAACAAACAAGCAAACUCUGGGACUCUCUUUCCUCACAGAUACCUGAAAUCUAAGUCAAAAUUACACAUCUCCAUCUAUAUUAAGGUCACAAUACAAUGCCUUGCCUGGACACUCCAUAUUACUUUCAGAGUUAUAGACAUUAUUUAUAAUAAGCAAGACACACAUUUUACUUCUCAAAAUACACAAUGCUAGUCUUUUGGAAAAGGUAUUCAAUAGAACUUUCAUGUCCGUAUUAAGUCCCAAAUAGCUGGUUUAAUUAAUAGAUACAGUGGCCUUCUCAAAUAACUCCUUUUCGAGUUCUGCUCCAGUAAAUGGACCUGUGAAGGGUCUCUAUCUUGCUCCAGGCCUUAUUCUCUCUUAAUUCAAGUCCCUUUGGCCAAAUUACACCUCACACCAACUUAGAAAACUUUUCCAUUGCCCUUUCCUGUAUUUAAAGGGAGAAGUGUCUUGCUGCCAUGUAUAUAAACAUUCAUUAUUUAUGAGGCCCUUUUUAUAACAUUUUCCCCUGUCUUUAUAAAUUGUUUAUCAUUCCCCUAUCCCAGAAGGGCUGGAGGCCAUAUCAAGAGUGCAUACUCUUUUGGGACCCAUUAUCCAGAUUGUCCAUAGAUCAGACAGCUGUUCAUCUGAUAUAGGACUCAUUUGAGCCUAGACUUCAACAACAACAACAAAAAAAAACAACAACCCUGUGAGGUAUAGCCACAUACCUUUCUGUUGACUGUUGGUCCUAUUAGCAUUGGUCUGCGUGAUUUCCUUAACUUACAAUCUGGAGACCCAAACCCUCUAAAUAAGCCAUUGCUGCAAAUGCUGAGACCCACGUCACCUCAAGUGGGUACCCUUUUGGAAAGGAUACCCCAGUUCCACAUCCUAGAUAUCACUGCCCCAGUCCAAGACCUCACUGUUAAGAGGUGAGCCCAUGGGUGCCCAUGGGCUGGCUCUCCUAAGGCACAAAUUAGACACAGGACAUUUUUGCUUUUAUUCCUUUGAUAGUAGGGAUCCCAUCAUGGUUCUGAGCUUACUGUCUGCUUAGCCCAUGAUCCGGCUACAGUCUUUGUUUCCUGCCAAAAGGCACACUCCUACCCUCCCAUGCCCAUAGGGAAAUAUGGUAGCGGUUACUACUAUCUUCCAUUCUAAAUAUUAAUGGAGAUCAUUGCUUUCUCCUUAGGCACCUGCCUCAUAUCUGUAAAAUCCUUCAACCCUCUGGGGAGAGAACCAGGUACUUCCCAAGACUUUUCCGCCUCUCAUUUUGUCUCCCACCCUGACCACCACAGCCAUUCUUUUCCUUUUGGCUACAUGAUAUCCCUAAUCUUUACACAUACUUUACUAACUUACCAUUUCAUACCCUGCGACAAAAUAACUGCUGGACCCACCACCUUGAGAUAUAAAUAGAGCGAUAGAGACAGACAUACAUCAUACUUUUAUUUUUUUAUUUUUUUAAAGAUUUUAUUUAUUUAAUUGACAGAGAGAGAGAGAGAGAGAGACAGAGAGAUAGGGAACACAAGCAGGGGGAGUGGGAAAGGGAGAAGCAGGCUUCCCGCCAAGCAGGGAGCCUGAUGUGGGGCUCGAUCCCAGGACCCUGGGACUGUGACCUGAGCCAAAGGCAGACGCUUAACGACUGAGCCACCCAGGUGCCCCUACAUCAUACUUUUAACAUACUUUACAACUCCACCAAGAUACUGUUAGAGACCCCAAGAAUUUCAGAUCUGUUUUCUUGGUUAAUGGCAUCUUAUGCCAUACUCUCUACUAGCAUUGCCUCAAAAUUCCUUGAUAUGAUGCAAGUGUAUUAAUUAUAUUUUCUUAUUUUCUGUAUUCUUGAUACUCUGGCAUUUGUGGCUUUCAUCCUGGCAACACUGCCCCAUUCCAGGACUCACUAAUUUCCACAGAUUAGCAACUGACUCCCCUGAGAGUGAGUCUUUGAUAUACAAACCAAUCAGUCCAGAGUCCACACCCACAACCAUCUUCUUUGUCAAACUCAGUUUGAUCAAACUCACACCAACGCAGUGUUCCUACUGCCCUAAAUGACCGCAGGGCCAGGCCCCAGACAACUAGGGACCACUCCAAUAUCCCAGAGACCACCAAAAUUAUUCAAACUAUCCAAUCCUAAAUUUAUUCAGUGUACCUUCCUGCUUCAUCCAGUCCUUGCCACAAAGCCCCAGCAAAGGCUCUGGGCCACGCUCUGCCUCCCGCUCUGCCUCCCGACUAGCCGUGGUCCUUCUCCAUGUAGCUCUGCAAGGCAUGGUGUGCCCCGCCUCCUGGUUCCAGGGGUCUGUGGGUAUACGCUUUCUUCUUCAUGACAAUCAUUUCUCUGUCUUCGUGUCUUAGAACAAAUCCCAGGUACAAAACUGAACACACUAAGUCAUUCUUUUUAUUAACUGCUCAAUACCACAUCUUGAGAAUGUACCACAAUUUCUUUAGCCAGUCCCCUGUUUAGGACCACAUGUACAAUAGCAAAGAUUGUCAACGCCCUGUUUUCCUUAGGUGAUGUAUUUGGGUGAUAUCUGUAGUUAUUAAAUAUCUUCUUUUCGGGGCGCCUGGGUGGCUCAGUCGUUAAGCGUCUGCCUUCGGC
Zalophus californianus (California sea lion) is the source of this 6328-nucleotide messenger RNA. It is a transcript of the gene ERCC8, whose product is annotated as ERCC excision repair 8, CSA ubiquitin ligase complex subunit. Bases 56 to 1258 code for a protein of 400 amino acids. Gene Ontology annotation, biological process: proteasome-mediated ubiquitin-dependent protein catabolic process; transcription-coupled nucleotide-excision repair; protein polyubiquitination. The record is from RefSeq and is a predicted model, not a curated record. Gene Ontology annotation, cellular component: Cul4A-RING E3 ubiquitin ligase complex; nucleotide-excision repair complex. The transcript has 12 exons. Gene Ontology annotation, molecular function: protein binding. NCBI's taxonomy places the organism in Eukaryota, Metazoa, Chordata, Mammalia, Carnivora, Otariidae.